This is a messenger RNA of Microthlaspi erraticum, 507 nucleotides long. The record is from the annotation of a GenBank genome assembly. NCBI's taxonomy places the organism in Eukaryota, Viridiplantae, Streptophyta, Magnoliopsida, Brassicales, Brassicaceae.
AUGAAGAUCAAGUCCAGUCCCAAGUCAGAGAACCAAACCUCAAGCCAAGAAGGAGCCACCAAUCCAAUCAAGUCCUUGAACUAUCUGGUCAAGUCCAAACAGGUUAAAAGUUCCAUGUCUUCUGAUAAGCCUUUUCUCUUGUUUAUCUUUAAAGGAUCACUUAACCUUCUUGUUGAUAAUGCACCGGAGAUUCCGAGUGAGAUGUCUAAGCUUUUACAGGAUUUCCAAGAUGUGUUUCCAGAUGAUUGCCCAAAAGGAUUGCCACCAGUCAGAGGCAUUGAGCAUCAAAUAGAUUUUGUUCCUGGAUCCACACUUCCAAACCGUCCAGCAUACAGAACCAAUCCUGUUGAAACCAAAGAACUCCAGCGCCAAAUUGAUGAGCUUAUGGAUAAGGGUCACAUCCGGGAAAGCAUGAGCCUUGUGCUGUUCCUGUUCUUCUUGUGCCCAAGAAAGAUGGGAGUUGGCGCAUGUGUGUGGAUUGCAGAGCCAUCAACAAUAUCACUGUAA